This is a messenger RNA of Quercus robur (English oak), 2018 nucleotides long. Its product is annotated as ATP synthase subunit a, chloroplastic. Gene Ontology annotation, molecular function: proton transmembrane transporter activity. The transcript has a single exon. Lineage: Eukaryota; Viridiplantae; Streptophyta; Magnoliopsida; Fagales; Fagaceae. The record is from RefSeq and is a predicted model, not a curated record. Bases 1 to 744 code for a protein of 247 amino acids. Gene Ontology annotation, biological process: proton motive force-driven ATP synthesis.
AUGAAUGUUCUAUUAUGUUAUAUCAACACACUAAAAGGCUUAUACGAUAUAUCCGGUGUGGAAGUCGGCCAACAUUUCUAUUGGAAAAUAGGAGGUUUUCAAGUCCAUGCCCAAGUAAUUAUUACUUCUUGGGUUGUAAUUGCUAUCUUAUUAGGUUCAGCCAUUAUAGCUGUUCGUAAUCCACAAACCAUUCCUACUGACAGUCAGAAUUUCUUCGAAUAUGUUCUUGAAUUCAUUCGAGAUGUGAGCAAAACUCAGAUUGGCGAAGAAUACGGUCCAUGGGUUCCCUUUAUUGGAACUUUGUUUCUAUUUAUUUUUGUUUCGAAUUGGUCGGGUGCUCUUUUACCUUGGAAAAUCAUACAGUUACCUCAUGGGGAAUUAGCCGCGCCUACAAAUGAUAUAAAUACUACUGUUGCUUUAGCUUUACUCACGUCAGUAGCAUAUUUCUAUGCGGGUCUUAGUAAAAAAGGAUUAGGUUAUUUUGGUAAAUACAUUCAACCAACUCCAAUCCUUUUACCCAUUAAUAUUUUAGAAGAUUUCACAAAACCCCUAUCGCUUAGUUUUCGACUUUUCGGAAAUAUAUUAGCUGAUGAAUUAGUAGUUCUUGUUCUUGUUUCUUUAGUACCUUCAGUGGUUCCUAUACCCGUCAUGUUACUUGGAUUAUUUACAAGCGGUAUUCAAGCUCUUAUUUUUGCAACUUUAGCUGCGGCUUAUAUAGGCGAAUCCAUGGAGGGUCAUCAUUGACUAGUUUUCGAAAUAGUCUUUUUUUAGUUUAAGCCUUACGCAAUAUAUAUGCGUAUCAAGAUAAUCUGCUUAAGGAGCAUAAUAUAUAAAAAUAAAUAGAUAAAUUAUAUAAAUAUAAACUAUAUAAAGUAUAGAAGUAAUAGUCAAAAAUAAGAUAUUAGCGGUAUUAGGGAAUUGCAACAAACAAAAGGGGAAGUAAAAAAAAGGAAAGAGAUCGAAAAGAUCUUUUUCCUAAAAUUCCAGUUCGGUCUAUUUAUCCCCCCCCAAUGAAUACUAUCUUUAUAUUGUUUUGUUCAUUUAAUUCCAAUAUUCAAUAUUAUUAGAUAUUAGUAAUCAUAAUCUGAAUAAUAAUUAGGAUUGUAAUACUUAUAGUAUUAUGGUGUGCUAUUUUAAAAAAGAUGCUAUUGUUAUAUAGAAAAAUUCCCAUUCAAGUUGAUUUCAUCCAAUUAAACGGUUGACCAAAAGAUAAUUUUAAUAAAUAAUAAAUUACCUGAACUUAGAUCAAUCAAAUACUUCUAUUUCGAUGCAACGAUUCGAUCUAACGAAUUUGUCCAUGUAGAUUGAUUGUACCUGCGUCGGCGAGUAAAAAAAGAAAAAAUAAAGAUUUACAAAAAACUAAAUUCAAAUUUAUAAAAAAAAAAUGGAUUGGUUAGGGGGGGCCGAACUAGAUGUAUGUACUCUAAUUAGUAUAAGACAACUCUUGUGAAUGUUUCGAAGAAUGAUUCUAUAAUCCGAUUAAAUGUAAGAUAUGAAUGGUUGAUUUACGUUAUCCAAGAAACACAUGUAUAUGUAAUAUUAGAUAUUAAUUAGUUAUAUAUGUAAUAUCUAAGCGGCUCUAUUACUGUGAAUUUAGAUAGGAAUUCCAAUGGAAUCCCCUCCAUUUCCUUUGUAGUUGUGAAUUGAAUAUUAAAUGAAUAAAAUAAAGUGACUAUUGAAUAAAGAGAUUCAAUCAAGAAAAUAAGAAAAAACGAAAAAUUCAAAAAGAAUGGUAUGGAUUCAAAAAAAUUCUGUGAAUAAAAACUAAAAAAGAAAUAUCGAAGCCGUUCUGAUGAUUCAAUAAUAAUAUUAUUACUUCAAUUCCGAGUUCUUAUUUCCUUCGACUGUAUAGAUCUUAGCGAUGGAAUAAUUAAGUCAUAAUUUAUUGGUUGAUUGUAUCAUUAACUAUUUACUUAUUUUGGUGUGAGGAACUUAUCAUGAAUUCUCCAUUUUUAUACCACAUACCUUAUUUUGACACCACGAAAUUCUUUUUCUAAAUCUAUAGAAAUAAAAAAGAA